GAACGACAGAUAGAUAUGUGUUUAGCCGGACCAGUUGACCCCUUGUAAGCGUUAAAGUGCUUUUUUAAAGUCAUUUCAUAUCAUUUGUGAAUCUUGUCCCAGCGUCAAAAUGAUACGUUUCCUGCUCCUCUUCAGUCGCCAGGGGAAACUGCGUCUGCAGAAGUGGUUCACGCCCAUAACUGAACGUGAAAAGAAGAAGAUCACCAGGGACAUGACCACCAUGGUGUUGUCACGGCAACCACGCUCCUGUAAUUUCCUACACUGGAAGGACUUGAAGAUUAUUUACAAGAGGUAUGCAAGCUUGUAUUUCUGCCUGGCUAUAGAGAACGGGGAAAAUGAGCUGAUAGCCCUGGAGGUUAUUCACCGCUACGUGGAGCUGCUGGACAAAUACUUUGGCAAUGUGUGUGAGCUGGACAUAAUCUUUAACUUUGAGAAGGCCUAUUUUAUCCUGGAUGAGUUUCUAAUGGGAGGCGAAAUACAAGAAACCUCCAAACAAAUGGUGAAUCGCUCCAUUGAAGCCUCAGACAUGUUACAGGAGGGUGACAGCAGUGAGUGGUUUGAGGUGGAGCUCUUUGGAUGACCUUGAAUAUGGACAGAAAGACAAUGGAGGAGUACAUGAGCAAACCUGCAUUUUAACCUGUGGGCAAAAGGACUAUAGGAAGAGCGGGGAGGAAUACAGGAAGAACAUGUACUGUAUAUGAAUCGAAGAAGUUUCAGAAUAUGGAUAUCGAGUUUACUUUGAUUUUAAUGAACAUUUUGAACACUGGCAUACUGAAUGUCUGCUCCUGCCUCGACCUUGGCUGCAAUGUAACUGCAUUCAAGUCUAAUAUUUGUUUAGAGUCAUGCGCUAAAUUGUAGGAAGGGGGAGGGUUGUUUUCACAUUGAUUGCUGUUUUCAAAAUGUUAAUGAAGUAGAAAAAAGGAUCUGGGAUGUAAAAAAAAUAUAUAUUUUAGAUUUCUGAAUGAGUGGAUUAUUAUUUAAGUCAUGUAUUAAUAUAUUGGAAGUGAGUCAUUGUAUUCUUAAAACACUGCCGAUUAAUUUGGGGAAAACAUUUCGUAAUCUCCGUCCACGGUGAAUAUAAUAUAAUAUUAUAAUACAAAAUAAUAAUCAUUUCAGUCUCCAAAACAACCGAUUUCAAUAAAUUGUAGUGAGACUGAUGAUGAUAGAUGUCUUACUAUUUUUAAUCUGCCUAUUCCACAUUGGUGGGACCAUUGGUCUUUCAAAGGAGUCACUGAAUAUCACUUUUUUACCAUGUGCAAUUUCUGAUGUUGGAGCUUAAAAUAAAAAUAUGUAUUUUG
Notothenia coriiceps (black rockcod) is the source of this 1298-nucleotide messenger RNA. It is a transcript of the gene ap1s3b, whose product is annotated as adaptor related protein complex 1 subunit sigma 3b. Bases 110 to 580 code for a protein of 156 amino acids. Gene Ontology annotation, biological process: vesicle-mediated transport; intracellular protein transport. The record is from RefSeq and is a predicted model, not a curated record. The transcript is spliced from 6 exons. Lineage: Eukaryota; Metazoa; Chordata; Actinopteri; Perciformes; Nototheniidae. Gene Ontology annotation, cellular component: AP-1 adaptor complex; membrane coat. Gene Ontology annotation, molecular function: clathrin-cargo adaptor activity.